CAUAGGAUCAACAGCUUAGGAAAUGUAAAUUGUUCGGCUUGUUCGUACUGAUGUUAAAGAAAGCUGUAUGGAUUUAAUAUAUUUACGAAAGAUAGUGAUUUUGCUGGUAGUGGCACAGAUGAACGGCGGCUUCGGGGCAGGAGACCAGGAAGGUUGCGCACACGGCGCUUCUAAUUACACUUUUAUCGAACGAGCGGUUGAGAGUGUGAAAAAAAAUGUCAUGGUAUAUCGCCUAGUGAGCUACAAACCAUCUUGUGACUUUAUCGGACAACUGAUCGACAUGAUUAACAAUAAAUGUAAAGAAAAAACAAGAAUUGAGUCUCAAUCUGAGCUGAGGUACCACAACAUAAUCAACAUCACCAACGUGACCAAGUGUUGUAUUGGAUUCAUUACAGAAAAUGAUAUCUGCGUUAAAGUCAAAUCAAACAACUUUCCAACGGGUGCACUUACUGUGGGAGUUAUUGGUGCUGUUAUAGUGUUGGGUGCUGCUGUCGUUAUAACUUUCUUGGUCACAAGAAGAUUAUUACAAAAGGAAGCACAAGGCCACAACGACGAGCGAGAUGAUACAAACCCUGGAGGGGCAGCAACUCAACCCGGACUAUACGAAACGUUGGAUAUAGCCAGCAUGGAGGAACGUGACAGGGGGGAUGCCUUCACAGUGUUAUUCACGACAGGGCAAGCUGGAGUGCCGGACAGUGACCAUUACGAAACAAUACCGAACUAAUUGCAAUGGAUAUAGCAACAAUAAGUCAGAGUUCUCACUCUGAUACAAACACGAUGACAACAUCGGUCAGGAAAUGACAACACAGGUCAAGAAAUGAAAAUUCACGUCUGAGCAGAACCUAUUUCAAAAUUUUGGUUUAGGUUCUAAUUCGUAUGAAGCACUAGACUAAAGUACAGAGUAGAACAAACGUUAACUACUCUACGUUUAUAAAUGUAUCAUGUUUAUUGCUUUGUUAGGAAAGAUGUCGGCUACUUGUUUGGAUACUCGUUUUUCUAGAUCUUCGUAAGAUUUUAAGAAAUUUCAUUUACAAACACUGUAAAAUAUUAAAAACUGUCGAAAAAUAGCUCAUUGAGCUAAUGUUUUUUUUUCGACACAUACCCGACUUUAAAUAGAUAUUUUUGUUUCUUGUAUCUUGUACUUCAUACUGUUCACUUUUUCCCAGCAUUAUGUAGGUUUGUAUUCCUAUUAUGAAUGAGUGUUACAAUAUGAGGAUUGUUGAAGCUUGCUUUUCAUAAUGAAUGACAUCAAUGUGUAAAUGAGAGAUGACUUGGUCUAAUGUAAUCAUUGUAAAUAUCAUUAAUAUUGUUUAAUCCAUAUUAUGUAAACAAGACACACAUUAACCUUUAGUAAAUAUUUUAUCUUGUAGCAGUAGUAGUAGUAGUAGUAGUAGUAGUAGUAGUAGUAGUAGUAGUAGCAGUAGCAGUAGCAGCAGUAGCAGUAGCAGCAGCAGCAGUAGUAGUAGUAGUAGUAGUAGUAGUAGUAGAAGUAGUAGCAGCAGAAGCAGUAACUACUUAAAUAUUUCAAAGAAAUGAAAGGAUCCUACAACACUGUUAACAAAGAUUUCGGCGAUAUUAUAAAACAUUGCAUAUAUGAUUAAAUUUGUUUAUCUUCUUCUCAGAUAUUUGCUUACAUAAUACAUUGU
This is a messenger RNA of Mya arenaria, 1646 nucleotides long. RefSeq lists its product as uncharacterized. NCBI's taxonomy places the organism in Eukaryota, Metazoa, Mollusca, Bivalvia, Myida, Myidae. The transcript is spliced from 6 exons. Bases 68 to 724 code for a protein of 218 amino acids. The record is from RefSeq and is a predicted model, not a curated record.